Messenger RNA from Sebastes umbrosus (honeycomb rockfish), 1650 nucleotides. RefSeq names its product relaxin-3 receptor 1. Lineage: Eukaryota; Metazoa; Chordata; Actinopteri; Perciformes; Sebastidae. The transcript has a single exon. The record is from RefSeq and is a predicted model, not a curated record. Gene Ontology annotation, cellular component: membrane. Gene Ontology annotation, molecular function: G protein-coupled receptor activity. Gene Ontology annotation, biological process: immune response; G protein-coupled receptor signaling pathway. The coding region runs from base 166 to 1185 and encodes 339 amino acids.
GGAGAGGAGAGGAGAGGAGGAGAGAGGACAGGACGUGACAGGAGAGGAGGGUGGGUGUGGUGGAUACAGGAUGAGGAGUUGAGAUGGCAUCAUGUAAUGUGCCACUCCAAGAUCCAGCUCUUUGGACAUGAAUGUUAUCUUAAAUAUCGCCUCCUCACUGACUAGAUGAUCCUGAGAGCUGCUGACAUUAUGAAUGAAGACAAUGAGAGUGUUGUGUGUGUGAACAGCUCUUUGCUGGAGGAGGACUGCUUCAGCAACCUGGAGGACAUCGACGUGACAGCCGACGGGAGUCCCAUCCUGCGGUUCUUCAUCUGCCUCGUCUACUCCGUCGUGUGCGCUGCGGGUCUGAUGGGCAACCUGCUGGUCCUCUUCUUCAUCAGGGUCAAACAAGAGAGGAAGAAGUCCACGGUGAACUUCUUCGUCCUCAACCUGGCCGUGACGGACUUCCAGUUCGUGCUCACGCUGCCCUUCUGGGCCGUGGACACCGCGCUGGACUUCAGCUGGCCGUUUGGAGACGCCAUGUGUAAGAUCAUCCUGUCGGUCACCGUGAUGAACAUGUACGCCAGCGUGUUCUUCCUCACCGCCAUGAGCGUCACCCGCUACUGGUCCGUCGCCUCGGCUCUGAAGCAGCACAGAACCGCGCGGAGGAAGUCCUGCUCCUCCAGAUGGACCUGCGCGCUGAUCUGGACUCUGGCGACUCUGGCGACAGCUCCGACCUCCAUCUACUCCACCGUCAGCAACGUGACCGGAGAAAAGCUCUGUCUGCUCAGGUUCCCCGGUGGACAGUACUGGUUAGCAGUUUACCACAUACACAAAAUACUGGUAGGUUUUGUCUUCCCCAUGUUCAUCGUGUCCAUCAGCUACCUGAUGCUGCUGCGCUUCAUCCGCAGUCGGACUAUGAAGACAAGCAACCCAAAACGCAGAUCACAAGUGACUAAAUCCAUCACCAUCGUGGUGUUGUCCUUCUUCCUGUGCUGGAUGCCCAACCAAGCCAUCACCUUGUGGAGUGUCCUGGUCAAACUGAACGUGGCCAACUGGGACAGAGCCUAUUACAUAGUCCAAACAUAUGUGUUUCCUCUGACCGUGUGUCUGGCUCACACCAACAGCUGCCUCAACCCGGUCAUCUACUGCCUCAUGAGGAAGGAGUUCAGGGACAAACUGAGCAGUCUCAUACACAGAGGAUGAGGUUUUUAUGAAUGAUUUAACAUGUUGACAAAGGAGACGCACCGAGAAGUGCGCACGGAGAGAAAAAGGCACGGAGGUGAGAGAGGAGACCUGUCAGAGUGUCAGAGCACAAUGAAAACACGCACCAUCAUGUCAACACUAUGUAUUCCAUUGUGCUUUGUUGAAAAUGUAACUUUCCUCAGCGCUUCUUGUCUUUAAAGGCGUGCGUAAUGUGGCUAACAUCUCUAAAGAAACCGCUGUGGAACGCUUGGAGCUUUACGCAUAGAUAGGAAUUGCCAAUUUUGUGUGUAAAAGUGUUACAUUAUGUCCACUGUGGCAUUGCUUGUUAAAUAACCAUUAAGUGUGAAGUGUCUCUGCACUGUUAAGAGUUUCCCAGUAAAAUAACAGUAAAGAGCUGGCAGCAGGGUUGCCUUUAUGUUACUGUAAAAUUAACAUUAUUAUACUGUCGCUGAAAUUUACAGCUUU